Messenger RNA from Onthophagus taurus, 780 nucleotides. The record is from RefSeq and is a predicted model, not a curated record. Lineage: Eukaryota; Metazoa; Arthropoda; Insecta; Coleoptera; Scarabaeidae.
AUUCUACGUUCGACAACAUACAUUGAAGUCCUUGAUUAAGUCCAUUCUCUUUUUAGAAAUACAUUUUUCUAGGUUUUAGUUAAUUUUUGGAGUUAUUUCGAGCGGUUUUAAGUUAUUUUUGAUUAAAUCGAAAUCGUGUUACUGUGAUUUUCCAAUCUAUUCCGAUGUCGAAAUCGUCAUUUGGGGGCUCAGUUUUAAUCCGACCAAAACCAACAGCCCCCUUGAUAACCAUCACCUAACCUCACUUUAAUUUUAAUUCAGUUGUGUAACAUCAAAAAUCAAAAACAAUGUCACCGCCAACUUUGGUAAUAGAACCAGACUCCAUUGAUGGUAAAAGCAACACAGACAGUUUUGGUUCGCACUCAGAUUUAUCAGGACACACAUUAAACGCCCAAAGCAGCUCUGGAUGUCUUAAUAUCAUGACGAAACCACUCAUGGAUGUGGUUAUUGUCAUUGAUGUUUCUCAAAAUGAUCAUGCUGUGGAAAGAAGGAGAGCUUUGGAGGAUGUUAGACAAGCUUGCAGUCAAGUUGGGGCUAACUUAAAUCAUAUUCAAUUUGAGAGGUUAGAUUUUGGAGAAACCAAUGUCAUAAGCAGUUUUUAUAAUGCAGACAUCACGAUUAUCGAUUUAUCAAUUACCAUGCAACAGAACACCCUAUUUUAUCACUUGGGAGUUAGAGAAAGCUUUAAUAUGAAACAAAACAUCAUAAUUUAUAAUGAUACAGAUAGUGAUGUCACAAUGAGGCUAAAAGUAAAAAUAAUUUAUAAUAGAUGGCGCAUAA